AUAAAAAAUAACAAGUUAUUAUUAUAAAAUAGGCUCUGCCUAUAAAAUAGCGAGGAUUGACUCUUUCUCCAGAAAAGUCUCGCCGUCUCUUUUCUUCAACAAAAUGCCUCGCCGAAGCUCUGGAAGGUCUGCUUCUCGCCCAGCCCCUCGUCCUGCUCCUGCACGCAGCCUGCCACCUCAAUCAGCAGCUCAACAUGCUCCUCCUCCGGCUCCUGCUCAGAGUGGAAGUGGUGGAUUGCUGGGAGGCAUAGGCUCUACCAUAGCACAGGGUAUGGCUUUUGGCGCUGGAAGCGCUGUGGCUCACAGGGCUGUUGAUGCUGUUUUGGGUCCUCGUACUAUACAACAUGAAACUGUGGUUUCUGAGGCUGCGGCUGCCCCUUCACUGGCCGCCGCCACCAGUAGUUUUGCUGGCUCUGAUGCAUGCAGCAACCACUCCAAGGCAUUCCAGGAUUGCCUGAACAGCUAUGGAAAUGAAAUCAGCAAGUGUCAGUUCUACAUGGAUACGUUGUCUGAGUGCAGGAAAAACUCAGGAUCCAUGUUGGGUGCCUAAGCUUAUUCCCUAUUCAUUGCUGUGCAACGGAAUGUCAGCUUUUGGACUUCCACUUUUAUUUAUAUUCAUUUCUUUUCUGUUGAUGAUUAUGAAGCUGAACUCCGAUAAUGGUUCAAUAAUCUCUAUGAAUACUCGAUCUAAGUGAUAUUAUUUUCAAUGAUUGGACCUUGAUAUUGUUAUAGUUAUUGAAUCUCGAUUAGUAUCCCUUCAUUUA
Messenger RNA from Durio zibethinus, 764 nucleotides. RefSeq lists its product as uncharacterized. Gene Ontology annotation, cellular component: nucleus; mitochondrion. Lineage: Eukaryota; Viridiplantae; Streptophyta; Magnoliopsida; Malvales; Malvaceae. The record is from RefSeq and is a predicted model, not a curated record. Gene Ontology annotation, biological process: mitochondrion organization.